AAAUAUAUCAUGACAAAGGUUUCUUUUAUUUUUGUAGCAAUUGCGCUUACUUUUUCUGCUAAUGUGCUCUGCCAAACUGAAGCAACCUAUGCCGUAAGCUCUUCUGCUCCCGGAUACAAUGUUCAAGGAAAGGUUGUCAAGACAAAGGCUGGUCUACAAAUUCCUCUCGGUCUUAACACCAAAUCUAAAAAGGGUAUUGACAGCUUUGGUAAAACCAUUGAUGACCUUGUUGUCGAUGUUGAAUAUGAAACUGAAGAAAGACUUCAUGUCAAGAUCUCGGAUAAAGCAAAGAAGCAAGUUCUUGUACCUGACUCUCCAUUAGGUUUUGAGAGACCCAAGAUCUCUCACUACAGCUCUUCUAAAAAGGCUAAUUAUGAUUUCCAAUAUACCGCUAAACCUUUCAGUUUCAAGGUUGUCCGUAAGGCUGACAAGGUGGCUGUCUUCGAUACUGCCAAAUUGCCCUUGGUCUUUGAGGAUCAAUACCUCGAGAUCUCAACACAUGUACCCAAGAAUGCCAAUAUCUAUGGUUUCGGUGAGGUCACUGCUCCUUUCAGACGUACUACUAAUGUCACUACUCUUUUCAAUCGUGAUAACGCUGAUGACAUGUAUCGUAACAUUUAUGGCUCUCAUCCCUUCUACACUGAAAUCCGUAAUGGAAAGGCCCAUGCUGCUUUAUUGAUGUCCAGUCACGGUAUGGAUAUCAUCACCACCGAAGGUCGUAUCACCUACAAGGUCAUUGGUGGUGUUCUUGACUUUUACUUUUUUGUUCCCAAAUCAGGCAAACCCAAUGAUGUUAGUAUUGCCUAUACAGACUUAAUUGGUAAGCCCAUGAUGCCUGCACAUUGGAUGUUGGGUUGGCAACAUUGUCGUUACGGCUACAAAGAUAUUGACACUGUAGAAACCGUUGUAAGAAAAUACAAGGAAGCUAAUAUCCCACUCCAAACUGCUUGGAUCGAUAUUGAUUAUAUGGAUCAAACCAAAGAUUUCACUGUUGAUAAUGUCAAUUUCCCUCUUGAUCGUUUAAUUGAUUUCGGUAAAAACCUCCAUGAAAACAAGCAACACUAUGUGAUGAUGGUGGAUCCUGCUAUCAGUGCCAACACGACCUAUGAGCCUUAUACCCGUGGUGUCGAAAUGGACGUCUUUAUCAAGAACCCCGAUGGUUCGGACUUUAUUGGUAUGGUCUGGCCCGGCUAUACUGUUUUCCCCGAUUGGUGGCAUCCCAAUGCUACCGAAUACUGGACCAAAGAAAUCGUAGACUGGGUCAGCUUGAUUGGUUUGGACGGUCUCUGGAUCGAUAUGAACGAGCCCGCUAGUUUCUGUUUAGGCUCUUGUGGUUCCGGUAAGAUCGAUGCUGGUAACCAACCUUACCGUUGGACUUUACCUGAGGAUGUGCAAGCCAAGAACCAUGCCGAUCAAGAAGCUGCUUUGAUCAAGAUGGGUAAUCCCAAGGGAGAUAACCGUAAUUUAUUGUACCCCAAGUAUGCUAUCAACAGUGGUAGUGGUAAUCUUUCUGAAGUCACAGUUGCAAUGACGGCCCUUCAUCAUGGUGGUAUUGCUCAUUAUGAUAUUCAUAAUAUUUAUGGUCAUGCCGAGUCUUAUAUCACUCGUAACGCAAUGAUUAAGCAAAACAGCGAGGUUCGUCCUUUUGUCUUGUCUCGUUCUACUUUCACUGGUUCUGGCAAAUACGUUGGUCAUUGGACCGGUGAUAACCACUCCUUAUGGAACUACUUGAAGGUCUCCAUCGCUACCGUCUUUAGCAUGCAAUUAUUUGGUGUCAGUUACUCUGGUGCCGAUGUCUGUGGUUUCAAUUCCAACACCACUGAAGAAUUAUGUACCAGAUGGCAGGCCGUUGGCUCCUUCUAUCCAUUUGCCAGAAACCAUAAUGCUAUUGGUAACGCCGAUCAAGAGCCUUAUCUCUGGGAGACCACAGCUGAAGCAUCCCGUCGUGCUCUUAGUGUCCGAUAUGCUUUACUUCCUUACAUCUACACUGUCUUUGAGGAAUCCAACACAUUGGGUACUGGUGUCUGGCGUUCUCUUUUCUUCGAAUACCCUGAAUUCAACACCCUUGCCGAGAACGAUGUUCAAAUCUUGAUCGGUACUGAUAUUUUACUCACACCUGUUGUAGACGAAGGCAAGUUGGAAGUCGAUGGACAAUUCCCCAAGGGUAUCUGGUACGAUUGGUACAAUUAUGAUGCUAUCAAGGUUUCCAAGGGAGUCAAGACUGUCACUUUGGAUGCUCCUUUGGUUCAUAUCCCAGUCCACAUCCGUGGUGGUGCCAUUGUUCCCACCAAGACACCCAAGUAUACUGUCGGCGAGACCUUUGAAACCGAUUAUAACCUUGUGAUUGCUCUUGAUGCCAAGAACCAGGCUACUGGUAGACUCUAUAUUGAUGAUGGUAGCUCUUUGGAAGUUAAGCAUGCUUCUGAUAUCACUUUUGAUUACAAGAAGGGCAAGUUGACUGCAUCUGGAAAGUUCAAAUAUGAUCAAGCAGAAAAGAUUGGUUCCAUCACAAUUAUUGGUGAAGGUGCUGCUAAACUUUCUACUGUGACCAUUGGCAAGAAGAAGGGCAUUAAGUUGUCUAAGAAGAAGGGUGCUGUCGUGCUUGAGAAUGCUGAUAUUAGCUUGACAAGUGCUUUCACUGUUACAUUCAAGUAGACAAACAAAACUAUAACAUGACU
Molecule: messenger RNA, 2678 nt
Organism: Mucor mucedo
Lineage: Eukaryota; Fungi; Mucoromycota; Mucoromycetes; Mucorales; Mucoraceae
Product: alpha glucosidase
Exons: 7
Coding region: 10-2655 (881 amino acids)
Biological process (GO): carbohydrate metabolic process
Molecular function (GO): carbohydrate binding; hydrolase activity, hydrolyzing O-glycosyl compounds
Source: RefSeq, a predicted model, not a curated record